Vitis vinifera (wine grape) is the source of this 549-nucleotide messenger RNA. Its product is annotated as retrovirus-related Pol polyprotein from transposon RE1. The transcript has a single exon. NCBI's taxonomy places the organism in Eukaryota, Viridiplantae, Streptophyta, Magnoliopsida, Vitales, Vitaceae. The record is from RefSeq and is a predicted model, not a curated record. Bases 1 to 549 code for a protein of 182 amino acids.
AUGCCUCUUAUUGUUAUAACCACUACAAGUCGUGAUGCUUGGCAGCAUCUUACCUGCUUGUUUGCUAGCAAAUCUCGGGCUCGGAUUAUGCAAUUGAAGAAAGAUCUCACCCUUAUUCAACAAGGUUCCCACACGGUGUUUGAGUUCCUUCAUGCAGUUAAGGUAAUUGCUUAUGAACUCUCGUUGAUUGAUGCACCUGUUUCAGAUGAUGAUUUGACGUUAUAUGUGCUUAAUGUCCUUGGUUAUGAGUUUCGAGAUAUGGUGGCUCCCAUAUGCGCGAGAGAAACUACCUUGUCUUUUGCAGAGUUGCAUGAUCUAUUAAUUGGUCAUGAACACUACCUCAAACGCAUUGAUGGAAAUUCUUCGACCCUAGUUGUCAUUGCCAAUUCCUUCCAACGAAAGUCGUUGAAUCCUCGGUUCAAAAAUAGCAAGAACCGUUCCAAACAAAGUUCCUCCAACAAAGCUUCUUUAAAGAAAUCCUAUGUUGUGUGCCAAAUAUGUGAUCACCUCAGUCACACUACAAAGAAUUGUGCCAAACUGCAGUCUUGA